Guyanagaster necrorhizus is the source of this 188-nucleotide messenger RNA. RefSeq lists its product as uncharacterized. The annotation marks the transcript as partial. The transcript is spliced from 2 exons. Lineage: Eukaryota; Fungi; Basidiomycota; Agaricomycetes; Agaricales; Physalacriaceae. The record is from RefSeq and is a predicted model, not a curated record.
AGGUGGAGCCUCACCAGGCAACAGGAGCUACUGAUAGGUGAAGAAGGAGGUGAAGCCUUGAAGCCUGGGAUUGAUGGUCAGAAAAGAUUGACAGAUGAAAGUGGGAAUGAAGAAGAGACAUCUGGCACUGAUGUCUCUCAUGAAUCAGCAUCAGCUGAGACUUAGCACUGAGACAGAGAUGGCACUGG